AUGACGUCUACGACUGAAGAAAACAUCGGGAAAAUCUGUGAUCUGAUAUUGACAGAUCGGAGAUUGACCAUCACGAUGAUUGCAGACACUAUUAGCAUCUCGACGAACCCGACCGCGGCGCCGUAUGAGCUGACAUCGGACCCGGGCGCGGGCACAGGUGGCGGAGCGUGCGUGGAGGCAGGGCGCGCGCUCCAGGCCGCGCCGCCGCCGUUCUACGCCACUAUGCAGGAGCCGAGCAAAGCAAAACAGGCUGUCUACACUGAUUGCUAUGAGCUGUCCAGCUGCGAAGCGGCUUUGGUGCCCAAUGGCGGUCUUCAGCCUGCCAGUGCCACGCGUAAAAGGAAACCCUCUUCAUUUAGCGGUGCGAGCAGUCCAAACGAUGACGACGGUACAGAAGACACACGCUCAACUCGCACCAUGCCUGACAAAAAGCAGAAUCACAGCGAGAUAGAGAAGCGUCGACGAGAUAAGAUGAACACAUAUAUAACAGAGCUCAGUGCUAUGGUGCCCAUGUGUGGUGCGAUGGCACGCAAACUGGAUAAGCUGACCGUGCUACGGAUGGCCGUGCAACAUUUGCGCUCGGUACGAGGUGCCCUGUCUACCUGCCCGCUCACGGCGAGACCUCGACCUACGUACCUCAGCGAGCGGGAGCUUAACGCCCUCAUUUUACAGGCGGCUCAUGAUUGUUUCCUGCUCGUGGUGGGUUGUGAUCGAGGGCGCCUACUCUACGUGUCCGCUUCAGUCAAGAAUAUGCUUAACUAUGAUCAGUCGGAGUUACUAGGGCAGAGUUUGUUUGACAUCUUGCAUCCGAAGGACGUGGCUAAGGUGAAAGAACAACUCUCCUCCUCCGACCUUAGUCCUAGGGAACGGCUCAUUGAUGCAAAGACUAUGUUGCCACUAAAGGCGGAUGUGGUAGCUGGAGCGUCGCGACUGUGUCCGGGCUCGCGUCGAUCGUUCUUCUGUCGAAUAAAAUGUCGCACGCCGGACGCAGCGCUCUUAACUAACGGUACAAAUGGCACGACCGUUGCGACCGCCGAGAUUGCACACGGAGCCGCGUGCGCUCUCACUAAAGACGAUCCCGAAACGAAGUUGCGAAAGAAAAACAGCGCAGAGAAGAAGUACUGUGUCGUUCAGUGUACAGGUUAUUUGAAAUCAUGGACGCCAGCGGAGAUGUGCGAAGGCAGCGGCAGCGGUGAAGGCGACGAGACCGAGGCGUGUAAUCUCUCCUGUCUAGUGGCGGUCGGUCGCGCUCUACCCGAUCUGGCGGCUGCGACCGCCACCGCCACCGCAGCCGUGAACUCGAGCGCUCGUAUCACCACGCCGCGUCAGUUCGUGCCUUCCUCCGCGCCAUCUACUCGCUUGUUGCAAUAUGUUUCAAGGCACGCUACAGAUGGAAAAUUCCUCUUUGUUGACCAAAGGGUAACUCUUGCUCUCGGUUUUUUGCCACAAGAGCUUCUCGGCACUAGUUUAUACGAGUACGUUGGCGUUGGGGAGUUGGGUGAAGUUGCGCGUGCGCAUAAAGCUGCUUUACGCAAACGCACGCCGUUACAUACGCCAAUUUACUCUUUCAAGAGGAAAGAUGGUUCAUACACCCGAAUACAAACACAUUUCAAACCCUUCAGGAACCCAUGGACAAAAGACGUAGAAUAUCUGGUAGCCAACAACACGAUAGUGGCCGGCUCUGUAGGAACAGCGGAGCCAGAUGAAUCACAGGAAGCCUUCGACAUGUUCAAACAAAAAGCAGACGGUGAGAUGCAGAGGUUGAUAGACUCCCAGGUAGAGUCCCACAAGAUCGGCAGCACGAUAGCGGAGGAGGCACUGACUGGUUCCUCUUCGGAGUUCUCGCCAGAUUUGCCGACUGAUCUCCUUCAAGACGCAGUUUUCAAUCAGCACGCAUCACUGGUGGACAACGUCCUUGCUGGCGAUCAGACGUAUCAAGUGAGGAACAACGUCCCACUGAGCGCUGCGGGGGCACAAUCACCCCCCGCGACUGGCACCGCCGUUACGACUGCAACCGAGUUACCCACCACUCCCCCAUCCGCUUCACCCCCGCUACCCCCCUUGGUACUGGACGGCAAUGGCGAGGCAGCGAUGGCGGUUAUAAUGAGCCUACUGGAAGCCGACGCAGGUUUGGGAGGACCCGUCAACUUCUCAGGCUUACCUUGGCCGCUUCCAUGACACACGGCCCCCGAGCAAUCCGCUCCGAAUUGUAAAAUGGCCGAUUUCUCAUUCUAAUUCACUAACUGAAUUACCACGUCGCCCGGUGUUACAUUUAUGCGACAUUACCCAAUUAAU
Molecule: messenger RNA, 2295 nt
Organism: Diatraea saccharalis (sugarcane borer)
Lineage: Eukaryota; Metazoa; Arthropoda; Insecta; Lepidoptera; Crambidae
Source: the annotation of a GenBank genome assembly